Molecule: messenger RNA, 1488 nt
Organism: Trichomonas vaginalis G3
Lineage: Eukaryota; Parabasalia; Trichomonadida; Trichomonadidae
Exons: 1
Coding region: 1-1488 (495 amino acids)
Molecular function (GO): zinc ion binding
Source: RefSeq, a predicted model, not a curated record
AUGACUGAAAAUCCUGAUCCUGCCUUGCAAAUAAUCACGGAACUUAACAAAAAUCAUUUUCAGAAUGCAAUACAUCUCCUUGAUCAACUCUCCGAUUCUCAAUUCCAUCAAAUUCAAACAAAUAUUUAUUCCAUUAUCACAAAUAAUUACCUGAGCGAUUACUCCUCCCAACUGAAUAACAUACACAGAUUUAUUGCUUUAUAUACUAUUAAAGGCGCUAAUUUCCUUCAACAAUUAUCAGAAACUUAUAUUAUUCAAAAGAAUACGAAAAUUGGCCUGCUAUUAUUUAUUUUCUCACUUCAGAAGACAUUCUAUGGCCUAACUUUUGAAAAACCAAUUCCUUUCGAAAAUCAAUCUUUAGUCAAAUUUCUUUCUAGUCUAAAAAGAGCUGAAUUUCCCAUAUUCACUUAUACAUUUGCUCAACUCAAUCUCAAUUGGAAUGAUUUGAUAGAGAAAAACGCUUGUUAUGUGUUGGAAAAUGGAACUAAUGAACUUAUCAAGCCAAAUGAAUACGAAGCACUUAAAAAUUUUGCAAUGUCUAUUCUAGAUAUCGCUAAAUCUAUUGAUAAAUCAGAGAAUUUUUCAUUUUCAAAAGUUAUCACCGAGUUCAAUGAAAAACUAGCAAAAUUACAAGCAUCUAUCAGUAGUGCAUUAGAUGCAUUUAAUAAAUUUAAGCAAACAAAGAUUUGUUACGAACAAUAUCGAAUUUUAUAUAAUUCUCUUUGCGAAUCACUUGAAUCUGAAAUAUUACCAACUAUCAUUAAAGAAAUAGAAACAAAUCCACAAGCAGAUUGUCAAAAUCUAAUGAAUAAUAUCAAAAAAGAUUUGGAAACACCAGAUAAGCUAAAUAUUUACCAGAUACUUAUAGCUUGUCAAAUAUACAAGAUAUUGGACUCUUUUAAACCAGAUUUGAACAAGGUUUUAGAAAAAUUAAGAAAAAUUAAGAAUUUUAUUGAGAAAGUUAAUGUCAGAAAUGAGAUUUCUCUCUAUCCAAGCUAUGUGAUCAAGCACAAUGAGUCGAAUUCUUCUUAUAUUUCUAUAUUUUCUGAUAUGUUCAACAAAAACUUCCAAAUCUUCAAACACAGAUACUUGGGAUCACUUUUAGAGCAUGCAAUUAAAUCUGAGAUGUCUGCUGAUGAAUUAAAUGAAGCCUUUGACUCAUAUGAAAAUUUCGAACAAAAUUUAGUUCAAAUUGUUCAGAGCCAAGAGAUUUUCGGCAGAAUUAAUCUGUCUAGAGAUGAUUUUAUCCAUAAAAGUCUUGAUUCUUGGAAAUUCCAGUCAGAAUUCUUGAAUAAACUGGAUUUCCACCAAAUAAGAUCAAUCAUUCUCUCAAGAAUUGAUGAAAUUGAUGGUUGUGAGAUAGAAAAAUGUUCGAUUUGCAAUAUUCACAAUUUCAAAGUUGUUUGUAGUAAAUGUGGGACACAUGUAUGCGAAAAGUGUCUCGAAUCAAACCAUAAUCAAUGUCCUUUGUGUUCUAGUAAUUUGUAA